Helicoverpa armigera (cotton bollworm) is the source of this 2090-nucleotide messenger RNA. Its product is annotated as FAST kinase domain-containing protein 5, mitochondrial. The record is from RefSeq and is a predicted model, not a curated record. NCBI's taxonomy places the organism in Eukaryota, Metazoa, Arthropoda, Insecta, Lepidoptera, Noctuidae. The coding region runs from base 139 to 2070 and encodes 643 amino acids. The transcript is spliced from 3 exons.
UUGGCGGUGACACUGACGUACAGUACAUAACCUAUCUUUAACUAAGCAAAAUAAAAGCGCGCAGCGCGCAAUUUAUAAUAAGAACAAAAAACGUUGUAUCAAUUUUAUUGGAGACUCGUGCAGUGAGAAAUAUACAAAAUGUUUUUGCGGCAAAUUGUGCGCAUUUUUACGUAUCCAAAAUCCUCUGUUUCACUAAACCUAGAUCAUAGUUUACGAAAAUGUAGCAGAAACUUCCAUCGUGCUUCAAAUUUGUGUAUUAGAAUGUUCAUGGAACAUGAAAACAAAUAUGCUUAUAGUAUUCUAGAAAACAAAGGAUACGCUAUCAGUUUAAGUAAUAACAUCUACAUCAAUAAUCAUCCGAAACUGACUUUAAGUGAACAAGAAUUUAAGGAAAUGCUCCUAACAGAUUGGUCCAAAAAGUCACAUAUUGAAUUGUUCAAUUACUUUCCUAAAUUUGGUUUAUAUUGUUCAGAACACAAUUUGAGCAUUUCCAAUGAGAUAUUUGAUACAUACAUAGACUAUCUCACGGACUCUUUCAAAUUGGCUACUGACAAAGAACUGGAAUCCAUAUUUCAUGCAUUAAACAAUUGGCCUGAAGUAGAAUCAAUAAGGACUAGAAAUUUCAUAGAAGUUUGGACUGCUCUAGAUGAUGAAUGCUUAAAGCGCUAUAAGAACUGGUCACACAGUGAAUUAUUGUCCUAUAUACCACUUUUUUAUAUGGUGAAUGUUACAAAAUAUAGUGACUUUUUUGUUAAAAGCUUGCAGAAACUGGCAACCAAAGCAAAACAAUUAACACCAGGCCAACUUGUACAAACUAUGUUCUUUAUUGGAAUCUGGAGGAAAUCACCAUUUGAUAUGCAUAAUUUAGAAAUAGAAAUAAAAAGAAAUUAUGACCUAUUCACUAUUGAUGACCUGGCUAUCAUGUCUAUGGGUUUCUUCAAGAGUAAAACACCAAUAAGAGAUAUGGACUUAGUCCUCAAAAUGAUUGACACAAUAAUAACAAACUCAAAAAAUGUACAUGAAGUAUCUCUAGCUGCUUUAUUGAAACUUAUUCGUUAUUCAACAAAACUAACCACUGAUGAUAGAAUUUAUAGACUACUGGAUGCAUUACAGCAUGAAGUUCCCCGACUGUCUAUUAUGUGUAAUGUGCAUUUAGCUUUAGUUGGGACUUCUACAUUGAAUUUACAUGAAGAAUGUUUGCAUAAAAUAGCCAAAACUGUAAUAGAAUCUAUUUCUCUAACAAGAAUGAAAGACCUCGAAAGAUUAGUGUUAACUUAUAGCACAUUUAAUUUGGUACCCAAAACAGAAGAAUGUUUCUUUCUUAAAGUAAUAGAAGAAUUAAGAAAGCCUGAGAGGAUUCCAGAAAUUAAUAGUCAUGGGAGAUCAUUUGCAUGCUGCAUAGCAUAUUUAGGGCUAGCAGGCUUCUAUCCUGUGGAUCUCAUAGAUAAAGUUUUUAAUAAAGAUUUUUUGAAAUUGACUUAUGGAACCUAUUGUUAUAACUAUGGACGUGAAAUCCUUACAUUGAGUAAUGUCUCCAAAAUAUUUUGCCCUGAUGUCAAGGAUCAUCUACAGGACAAACAUGUUCAAAUAAUGGCCAAAAAAUACACCGACUAUAUGCCAAGUGAAGACUAUAUAAAACAGUAUAAUAUAACGGAACGGAUGGUCUUGGACGUCAUGAAAGUAUUGAGAGAAACUCGUGGUGGCUAUGACUAUGUAGUUGGUGAACAUAUUUUAUCUCAUUAUCAAAGAGGAGAUAUAGUCAUUUGUAAUGAUUUAAGUGGAGCUCCAGUAGUUGUUAAAGAUAAGUUUCCAGCUAGGGAUUUUGGUUUACUGCGAAGGCCCCCCGAUGGUAACACCUGGAUAGUGUUAGUAAUAGCUGGGAGAAAUGCCAUAAUAAAUGGCACUGACAAUGCAACAGGAUUUUUUACAAGUAAAGUUAGAGAACUUGAAGCAAUGGGUUAUCAUGCAGCAUUGGUGCCGUGGAGUAAAUAUUCCAAAUUAACUAAAUUGGAGGAAAAGGCGGAGUUUUUGAAUAAUUUGAUCACUUAUUCCUUAAGGAAAACAAAAUAAAUCCUAUACAAAUGAUAAAA